ACCUCAAACUUCAUAAUAUUAUUCACUGUUUGCCGGAUAACAUAGAAGCACUCGAACUUGGACCAUAUCUACCUUUAUUGUGGUGUGUUCCAUUUAAUAAGUAAGCGACAUUUGGAAAAAUUAAAGCUGUGUCAUUCUGCCCUUGGCCGGCUGGAAAAAUCAUCCGAUUGAUCAUUAAUAUUCAUGUUGUUCGGGUCGAAUCGUAUUAGAAUAUUUUGAGACGACAUCAUAGUAAUUGGUAGUCCUGGGAUAAGAUCUGACUAUUUGUGACCCUUAUUCAUCAGGGAACUGAAACAUCUCUCUAAAGAAGAAAAACAAGAGAACAAAUUUUGAGGUCAUUCAUAUACUUUUUUGUUGUUGUGCAGAGGGAGGACCGUCAACUAGUGCAAUAGCUGAGCAGGCGGUUUCUAGAUCCCCAACGAUCUUUCGCGGGUAUUAACAACACGCCGGCAUCACUCCGGAUUUGGGACAUUUCUAAAGAAUUAUUGCAUUUAUCCGAUCUAUUUGAGGUGAAGAGUAAAUUUGGUAUUAUCAAGACCAUCGAACAGAAGAAUGAAGAAAUUGUCGUUGGCUUUUUUGUCGGUGUAUUUGGUGAUACAACUGUUACUACAACCGACACGAGGAAAAAACACUACAGAAGUGGCAAAAUGUCCUAGUUCCCAAUUUACGUGUAAAAACGAAAGAUGCAUCCCUUCAAGUUGGUAUUGCGAUAAAGAUGAUGACUGCGCUGACGGAUCCGACGAAAAUGAAUGCGAUUCUGCAACAUGUGCAGAUGAUCAGUUCAGGUGUACAAAUGGUAAAUGUAUACCACAAAGAUGGCAGUGUGAUGAUGAAGAUGACUGCCAUGAUGGUUCUGAUGAGUUAACAGGGGACUGUACUGCCAAGACCUGUAAUGCUGAUCAGUUUGCUUGUUCUACUGGAGCUUGUAUUCCAGCUGGCUGGAAAUGUGAUGGACAGAAUGAUUGUACCAAAGGCGACGAUGAGGCGCCAGAACAAUGUGAGAUAACUACAUGUAAAGAGGGUGAAUUCCAGUGUGAAAAUGGCCGAUGUAUCAGUGAACGCUGGAAGUGUGAUCAAGACAAUGACUGUGGGGAUAACUCGGAUGAAAAGAAGGACAACUGUCCUGAUCAAGUUUGUGAUGAAGAAGAAUUUCAGUGCUCAAAUAUGAUCUGUAUCAAAAAAUCGUGGGAAUGUGACGGAGACUUCGAUUGUAAUGAUCAGAGUGAUGAAAAAAAUUGUUCUGCUACCGAUCGCAUGAGUAGAUGUUCUGCAUCGGAAUUUACCUGCGUCGAUUCCAAAGAAUGCAUCCAUGUUUCCUGGCAAUGUGAUGGUGAAAAUGAUUGCGAAGAUGGCUCGGAUGAACAACAAGAUUGUAAAAUUACCUGUCGACCGAAUCAGUUUAUGUGUGUACAAGAUAGUUAUUGUAUUCAUGGUAUAUUACAAUGUGAUGGUAAUGAUGAUUGUUUGGAUGGAUCAGAUGAACAUGGUUGUCCUCCUAGACCAGACAGCUGUAAAGAGGAUGAAUUUGACUGUUUUAAAGAUGGGAAGAAAUGUAUUGCGUUAGAUAUGGUCUGUGAUGGACAAAAUGAUUGCGGACAAUUUGAAGAUGAAGCUAAAGAACUUGACUGUCCUAUAGACGAAGAUUCUGAUUCUAAAAAAGACAAACCAUGUAGUACCAACAAUGGAGGAUGCUACCAGAAAUGUGUGAAUUUAUAUCCAGGAAAUCAUAGGUGUGAAUGUCAUAAAGGUUUUGAAUUAUCUCCAAAUUCAACAACAUUUUGCCAGGAUAUAGAUGAAUGUCAGUUAGUUGGAUCGUGCUCUCAGUUAUGUACGAACUUUAAAGGAGGCUACAAGUGCCAUUGUACGGAGGGUUAUACGCUUGUUCACGAAAAAUACUGUCGGGCUAACGAUGGCAGUGCUGAACUUCUAUUGGCUAAUCGUAAAGAUCUUCGACGAAUCAAUAUCGAGAACAACAAGAAACCAGUGUAUGAAUUAUUGGUUGAAGACGAAAAGGUCGAGUGUGCCAUCUCUGUGGAUUAUGAUAUUCGUAGCAACAAGGUUUAUUGGACCGAUGUCAAAUUGGAAAAAAUUUUAAGUGCUGAUAUUCAGGACAAUAAGAAUGUAAUAGCUAUAGCCGAGAAUCUCGUCAGUACUCCUGAUGGUAUCGCGGUCGAUUGGGUCCACAAACAUCUAUACUGGACCGAUACAGGUUACAAUAAGAUUGAAGUUUCAUCUCUAGAUGGUAAAAUGAGACGUGUUUUGAUCAAUAGUGAUUUAGAUGAACCAAGAGCUAUUGUUGUAGAUCCAAAGAGUGGGUAUAUGUACUGGACUGAUUGGGGUAACACACCUAAAAUAGAAAAAUGUGGUCUGGAUGGUACUAUGCGUAAAACUAUCGUACAGACCAAUAUCCUCUGGCCAAACGGAAUAACACUUGAUUAUGUUGAUCAACGUUUGUAUUGGGUUGAUGCUAAACUUCAUAUUAUUGAUAGUGUUGAUUUAGAUGGUAGAGCUCGUCGAACUAUUCAUAAAUCUCAAGUCUCCAUUCAUCAUCCAUUUGGUAUUACUGUCUUUGAGGACUCCCUAUUCUGGACUGAUUGGAAAUCUGAAUCUGUACGAAAGAUGAGUAAAUUUGGAGUAGGAGAACCUGUAUCUGUUGUUACUGAUUUAAACGAACCAAUGGAUGUCCAUAUUUUCCAUGAAUUCCGACAACCUGCAUCUGAAAAUAAAUGUGGUACAGACAAUGGUGGCUGUGAACAUUUCUGUCUUCCCUCCCCCAUAUCAAAGGAUGGUCCUAAAUAUAGAUGUGUCUGUCAAGAUAACUUUGAACUUUCUUCUAAUGAAAAGACAUGCACAGAAUCAGCCAAUAAAACAUCAGUUAAUCCUAAUCCAACAGAUAGUACAGCAGAUGAAAAUUCUCCAAAUAAAAGUAAACAUAGACGACGAUUCCAUGAACCUUUGUUGACCACCAAAAAUACUUCUGUUAUUCCUGUAACUAAAGAGCCUGUUGUUCCUGUAACUAAAGAGCCUGUUGUUCCUGUAACUAAAGAGCCUGUUGUUGUCCUACAUCCGGAUAUGAGUGUGUCGACAGAAGGUGGCUAUAACAUAGUAACAACAACGGAUAAUUCUACGGCAAGCGAAAAUUCUGCACCUAUACCCAAACCAACGGACGAAAAUGUUGGACAGGUGGCAUUAAUUGUCAUAGCUGCCAUUGUGGGAUUAGCAGUUAUUGUUGGAAUUGUAUUAUUUGUAAUAUUGAAACGAGUUAAACGAAAGAAUAUGAAAAGUAUGAACUUUGAUAAUCCUGUUUAUCGUAAAACAACCGAAGACCAGUUCUCUAUAGAUAAAGAUAGUAAAUUACCUCCAAGUCUGCAGCCAUUAAAUCCUCCCACCAAUGAAAUUGUCUGAGAGAACUUUGUGUAACUUUUAAAAAUUUCUAAUGACUGCGAAGUGUCAAACGAGACAAAGCAAAUUGUUUUUAAUUGGAUUGGUGUUUAAAUCUCUCAAUUAAAUCUUCAUCAAUGUCAUCAACCAAUCAUAUCUUGUGUUCUAUCAAGCAUGAAGAAGAUCAUUAUUGCAUCAAACGGUUUGUCUCAAAACAUUCAUUGACAUCACCAACUUAAUAUUGCCUUCUCCACGUUCUUCAACACCCCAAGACUUGUGUCAGAGAUGGAUUCAAAGAAAGUCAACGCGAUAGUUUGACUCGGUUGUGUGCUUGUGCGCGUGCAUGUGAGAAUGCGUAAGAAAUGUAAUAUAUGAUACCAGAGUAGUAAUAUAUUUGUUAAGUUAUUAUUUUGUGCACCUUGAGAAUUAUUUUUCUUUUUAUGUGUGUGUUAAUUUAUGAGUUACAUUAUUUUAAUAUCACUAGCCUGUAAAUCUAAGUUUGUACGUUCGAAGACUUUGGAUAUACUAGUUCUGAAUAUAUAUCGUACACGGUGCCGAACUUGUUAAAUGUGGCCUCGUGGCCUCGUAUUGUAUAAAUUGUUAUAUUGUAUGGCAGCUUCUAAUAUCAAGCCUUUGAUACAAUCGUCAUAUUUUGAGUUUAAGAUCUUUUUAUUUAUUAUAUUAUUAUUAUUAUUAUUUUUUGAUCUGAUAUCGUCGUCAACAGCUGUAAGAACAAUAUAUUGUGGAGUUAUCUCAAAUUAUUAUUUAAUAUAUCUGGUAUUUGUGUGGUUUAGAAUUCUAAAUCAUCGUUGUAUAAUAUCAUAAUCGAUACUUGUAUAUUAACACUGGUCAUUGGUGUAAAACGACGUUAGUCCGUGCCCCCCCCUCUAUAGGACUAACUGUUGUAGAUUGUGCUAGCCAAGAUGUUUCAGAUAGCAUUACAUAACUCUAUUUAAAAAAGAUCUUAUACAUAAUCAACAACUGAAAGGGGUUAAUUCAAUUUUGUAUUGAAAGAUUUCAAAAUAUGUUAUAAAAAUUGAAAUGCUCGAUCAUUUUAUAAAAUCGGAUGGUGGAGUUAACCAAAAAAAAAUUAAAUUUCCAAUUGAUUUGAUUUCAUUAAUGAAUUGCAAUUUGUAGAUUGAUUCAAAAAUUAUCUCAAAUAUUUACCUGUUACAUCAUUGAGCUAUUAUUAACAGGUCAUGGAGUUAUGUCAGGUCAUGACCUGAAAGGUCAAGAUUGUUUGACCUUAAUUGACCUUGGUACAUGUUAGCAUUGGUUUUGACAAAUUAUUUGCAUUGAUACAUUGACCCCUUUAAAUCAUUGCAGUAACCUACACAUUAAUGGUACUAAUUAUACCCAAUCAGUAGGCCUACUCAGAUUUCAAAACCUUAACAGAAAAAUUAUUUUCUUUUACAUUCCAGUAAUCUUUGAGUUUUAAAGAGAAAAAACGAAAAAAAAUACACCUGACUUUUAAAUUAUGAAAAAGAAAAAAAAAUUAUCUGUUUUUCGAUAAUAAAAAAAUCUUUGCACUCUUGUAAAUAUUGAAAAUGUACAAAUUGCCAUUUACCCUAUAUCUGUACAAAUCCCUUAGUUAGACAUGAAAAUUGGUACUUUUUGAAAAAUAAACACCUCAUUUUGAUAAAUGGACUAGUCUGAUAUAAAAACCAUACUGCAAUGUCAUGGUUUGGGUAAGUUCAUAUAUUAGAAAAGGGUUUGUUUUAUUUUUUGGGGAUAGUGACUUUGUUUCAUCAUGUAAAUUUUGUAAUUAGUUGUAAAUAUUGUAAAUAUCGUGAAUUUGAGGUGUGGUUUGCGUUGUCAUGUAAGAUAAGCUUAUAUAUAACUUUUUGGUUACUGAUGGUCGUAUUCCUGAAACUGACUGAAGCCAAUCAAAAUAUAUCACUCGAAAAUAACCGAUGAUAAUCUCUGAUUAGCUUUAUUCGAUCAAAAUUUAUCACUCGAAAAUAACAAUGAUAAUCUUUGAUUAGCUUUAUUCAGAGUUUACGAAGAGACCUGGGUGUAGUAUAAAUGUGGUCAUCUAUAUGAUUUGUACGAUUGUUGUUUACUUUUUUUCAGGUUUUGUUUUUUUUUAUGUGUGUACGAGUGAGAGAGAAUGCCUGUGGGUGCAUUAAGCGUGAUUUAUUCCAAUUUAGUGCUAUAUUAAUUAGAUAAUGUUAAAUUUUAUUAAUUAUUUCUAUAAUAAUCAUAACAUAUUAAUUUGUUACCUGUUGAUUGUCAAAUUCUACCUUUUUUUGUGUUAUUAGUUGACAAUUUUGUUGAAGUUACGGCUAUAAAUGAAAUUUGAAUUUUUAUUUGAGAUUAUUCGUCUAUGCAUUAUUACUUAGGUUAUAUAUAUUCUCUGCUUCUAUUUUCUCUACCUCAAAAGUUGAAUAUAUUUUGUUAAAAGAAUACCCUAUAGACCCAAUGUGGGUGACAUGCCCUUUCAGAGCAAUCAUGUACAACAUGAAAAUAAUUUUUCUCUUGCAUGUAAAAAUUUGGUAAAUUACUAUAAAAUUAAUUCUUUAUUUUAAUUUAUUAACAUAAGAAAAUUGUUGAUAAUGAUUCGGACCGAAAUAUUAUGAAAAAAAAAUCCCCUGACAUUCAUGAUUUUCCUUCACAUAGGUACUAAGGAAAAUGGCAAAAAUAUACUUCAUUUAUGUAAAAGAAUUAUUUUUUCUGUCUAUGCUCUCAGUUCGUUGGGUUAUUUUAUUCUUUGCUAUUUUACAUAAUAAAUAUAUACUAAACGUAUGCAUAUAGAUUUUAACCAUUAAUUUCUUUUAUUCUAUAGGAUAAGUGGAAACCCUUAUCUCAUUAUAGUGUUCCUUUAUUUUGUUUGUCUUACUGUAUGUAAAUUUUCUAGGAAAUAAUUUAAUACUGGUAGAUGUAUUUAGAUGAAAUCCAAUUUAUUUGCCAAACUUUUAAAGGCCAAGAAUUUUUUUCAAUCUUUAAAACAAAAAAAACAAAAAAUUACAACGAAGAGUCAACAAAGUACACUAGAAAUAAGCAAAAAAUAAUCACAAUUAAAAUGACAAAAAAAAAUAAAACUAUGCACAAUAUUUAUCGGUGAAAUAAGGAGGUUGCUAUUCUUAUUUUGU
Molecule: messenger RNA, 6473 nt
Organism: Patella vulgata (common limpet)
Lineage: Eukaryota; Metazoa; Mollusca; Gastropoda; Patellidae
Product: very low-density lipoprotein receptor
Exons: 19
Coding region: 553-3405 (950 amino acids)
Molecular function (GO): calcium ion binding; protein binding
Source: RefSeq, a predicted model, not a curated record